CUUUGGAAAGAAGAGGAAAAAAAAAAAAAAGAAAAAGAAAAACUCACACAGGCAAAAGACGGCGAGAAAAGAGCGAGGGAAAAGUUUGGAAGCAGGAGAGGAAAAGAAAAUCCAAAUGAAAAAGGUGGACACUGAAGCGGGAGCCAGGAAAAGAGAAACACAAACACGUUGAAUUUUCCCCUCCAGAAGCCAUGCCACUACACAAAUCAUCCCGGACCCACCGUCUGGACCCCACCAUGAUCUCAGCCCCCCUGGGAGACUUUCGCCACACCAUGCACAUUGGCAGGGGAGGCGACGCAUUUGGAGACACCUCCUUUCUGUCCACUGCAGGUCCCAGUCCGACCACUUCCGAACUGGGGGGUUCUGGGAUCUUGCCGGCUGCAGACCUAGAGAUGGCGGUGAACCACGACGAAUUGUGUAAGGAUGAUCUGGAGAGCCCGCAGCUUCAACAUUCAGAGUCUUUGUCGUCCUUAACCAUGGACCUGGACCUGGAUCUGGGUCCGUCUAUUCUUGGGGACGUUUUAGGGGUGAUGGACAGUUUGUCGCUGGGUUCCAAUAGGGAGGACGUGCUCAGCCCAAAGAGUGACACAUCCACGGUGGAAACAAAGCAGGUCAGGGGUAACAUGGAGAUGUCCAUGAAUGGCAACGGCUUUGAUGAAGACAGGAGGAUACCAGACGAGAACGGAUUGAAGUCCAGGGGAUUAAGACCAAAGGUGAGGUUCAGCGACAAGCGAGAGGAGAUCAUUCGCCAUCCAUCUGAGGAGGAGGACCAAACCUUUGACCUUCUCGAUGAUGAAGCUGAUGAGGCUCAGCUGGGGUGCCACAUCCCGGUGCGAGUCGACAGCGACAGGAGGAAGAGUCCGGCAGGAGAACCAGAGCUGAUCAGCCACAAAGCAAAUUUGCCACCCAGUCCUGCUUCAUCACACAGCUCAGACUCUGACAGAGUCACCGAGCUGGACAGAAGGAGGUCAGAGAAUGGCCCGUCAGAGACUGAUUCAGAGGAGGAGGAUGAGGAGGAAGGACGGGGCUACUCGUUUGAAGAUGAGUCCGAUGAUGAAAUCGGUCUAUAGGGGACAGGUAUUCACUUUCCAUGUGAACACUGAAAAUACAGUUGAGACCAGAUAUUUAAAUGCACUAUAAAAAGACGCAACCUUUUUUUUCUCACUGUCUGACAUAAAGCUAAACUUUCCCCGUUUUAUUAAAUUCAGUCGAUGAUGAUGAUGGUGUAAAAAGAGACCAUCUGAAGAUUUUGGCUGAAGCCGGUAAAAGUAUUAUUGACAAUGAGGAAGAAGCCAUUACUCCACAAGCAACAUAAAAACCUAGAUAAUAGUUUGCAAAAGCCCUCAGAGACAAAGAACACAUUUUUGGAGAAAUCUUUGGAGAAAUGUCCCAUAGUUUGUGUUUGGUCUUAAUGACCAUUGCUGAAUUUGAAGAAAAAAAGGGGACGCUUGCAAGUACGGAGGUGGCAGUAUCAUGUUGUUAAAGUGUUUUGCUGGAGGGGGGGCGACUGGUGCACCUUAUAAAAUAGAUGACAUUGUGAGGAAAGAACAUUAUAUGGAAAUAUUAAAGCAACAUCUCAAGAAAUCAGCCAGAAGGUUAAAGCUUGGGGAUAAAUGGGUCUUCCAGAUGGACCAUGACCCAAAGCAUACUGCCAAAUAGAUAAAAAGGGGCUGAAGGAUAAGAAAGUUAAUGUUUAGGAGUGGCCAUCACAAAGUCCUGAUCUCAAUCCCUUAGAAUAUUUGUUGGCAGAGAUGAAAAGGUGUGUGUAUACAAGCUGGUCAACAAACCCGACUCAGUUAGACCAGUUCUGCCAGCAGGAAUGGGCCAAAAUCCCAGCAAACUAUUUUCUAAGGCGUGUGGAACGAAAUCCAAGACGUUUGGUUUUAAGAAAACAGAAAUAAUUUUGGUAAUCCUGACUUUCCUAAAACAAAGUUUAGUCUGAUUUAAUGUCAGAUAGUGUGGGUAAAAAAAAGCUUGUUUUUUUUUUAAUCCAGCGUAUGCGAACAGAUCCGGUUUCAAAUGUAUAUACAGUAUUUUCCUUAACUCACCACUGUACAACUGAAUGGGAGAAUCAAUCUGAAUGUAAAGUUAAAAUAAAUCAAAGGUGUACAGUUAACAUGUUGCUCGACUGGAUGAUACGGUUUCAUUUUAUCAGCAAAGGUAACAAGACUUGGUAUCAUCUGCUCAGUCAAACAGAGGAAGGUUUGUUGCACUUUGAUCCACUUCAGUCACCUGGAAACUUUGCUGUCAGACUGAAGCUCUCUUGAAAGUUUGAUUCAGGAAAAAUGGAUCAGGGUUUAAUGAUUAAAUCUAAGCUUUUAUAUUCGAUUUAUAGCCUGUACACAGUCAGUGCUGUGUUUAUGGGCCAUUACCUUUGUAUGCCUUAAAGGGACUUGGAUCCUUUGCCUUAUUGUACUCAAUACUGUGCUAUAUCGAUGUCUUAUUUGUCCUGCAUUGCUUGUUUUGAACAGCCUACUUUGCCUUUAUUAUAGCCCACAGAGGCAGUGUUGAUCAUAAGUUACUGUGAAUUAGUCACAUUGCAUAUCUGGCAAUGUGAGGCUUUCUGGUUCAGACCAAAACCACAUCUGAGAUGGUUUUAACUUCCCAAAGCUGUCCAUCAGGCUGUAGCAAUAGGGAGUUUUGUAGAAGAUAAUCAUGGGUUUUGAAGGUCACUCAUAAAUCAGGACAAACUAUGUAUUUUUGUACUUUUUGCUUGCAUAAUUUUCUUUCUGUCAAUGCUUGUUGCAAAAUGCUGUAAAAGGGAGAUACCGUUUUACCUUUCUACUCAAAAUACUGGUUAAAACCUCGAAUGUUACCCUGUGGUUUAAUAAACAUUACUGUAAAAACA
Messenger RNA from Girardinichthys multiradiatus, 2848 nucleotides. It is a transcript of the gene cdc42ep5, whose product is annotated as CDC42 effector protein (Rho GTPase binding) 5. The transcript is spliced from 2 exons. Bases 192 to 1070 code for a protein of 292 amino acids. The record is from RefSeq and is a predicted model, not a curated record. NCBI's taxonomy places the organism in Eukaryota, Metazoa, Chordata, Actinopteri, Cyprinodontiformes, Goodeidae.